UUAAAUAAAGUUUCAUUUUGAAUGCGCUUCGUGUUUCUGGCAUCAUGGCGGCUGUUAUAUUGAAGAAGGUUGUCAGUGUGGGUUCAGGGAUUCUGCAGUCUUCUUUUUACAUAUCAAAUCAGGUGUUCAGAAACCCCGGGGGUUUGGCAGAACAGGUCAGGGGGCGGUAUGUGAACUGGAGGAUGUUGCGAGAUGUGAAGAGGAGAAAGAUGGCCUAUGAAUAUGCAGACGAGCGCCUGCGCAUCAAUGCAAUUCGAAAGAACGUCAUCCUGCCCAAAGAGCUACAGGAGGUCGCAGACAAAGAGAUUGCCUCCCUGCCACGAGACAGCUGUCCAGUGCGCAUCCGGAACAGGUGUGUGCUGACAUCACGGCCGCGGGGGGUGAAGAGGAGGUGGCGGCUCAGCCGCAUCGUGUUCCGUGACCUAGCUGACCAUAAUCAGAUGUCUGGGAUCCAGCGUGCCAUGUGGUGACACCUCAUUUUGGGAAAAGCGAAUCAGUGGACAUUUCUGGUCUUUUUGGAGGCCUUGUGAAGAUUUCCAGAAGUACUGGCCUUUGUUUGUGAUAAUAGUGACAAUAAAGCAUGUACAUACACCA
Molecule: messenger RNA, 594 nt
Organism: Scleropages formosus (Asian bonytongue)
Lineage: Eukaryota; Metazoa; Chordata; Actinopteri; Osteoglossiformes; Osteoglossidae
Gene: mrps14
Product: mitochondrial ribosomal protein S14
Exons: 3
Coding region: 45-470 (141 amino acids)
Biological process (GO): translation
Cellular component (GO): mitochondrial small ribosomal subunit; ribosome
Molecular function (GO): structural constituent of ribosome
Source: RefSeq, a predicted model, not a curated record